This is a messenger RNA of Oncorhynchus keta (chum salmon), 2118 nucleotides long. RefSeq lists its product as uncharacterized. The transcript is spliced from 3 exons. NCBI's taxonomy places the organism in Eukaryota, Metazoa, Chordata, Actinopteri, Salmoniformes, Salmonidae. The record is from RefSeq and is a predicted model, not a curated record. Bases 1 to 2118 code for a protein of 705 amino acids.
AUGAAUCAAGGGGGCAUGAUGGGAAAGGAAAGUUCCCCUGACAAGGGCAACUACAAGGAGCUUUCUGAGUCAGAUCCUGUCCUGCCCUCAGAGGAGGAGGUGGGCUCUUCACCUACACCAUCCAUACAUGAUGAGCCUGUCCUGCCCUCAGAGGAGGAGGUGGGCUCUUCACCUACACCAUCCAUACACGAUGAGCCUGUCCUGCCCUCAGAGGAGGAGGUGGGCUCUUCACCUACACCAUCCAUACACGAUGAGCCUGUCCUGCCCUCAGAGGAGGAGGUGGGCUCUUCACCUACACCAUCCAUACACGAUGAGCCUGUCCUGCCCUCAGAGGAGGAGGUGGGCUCUUCACCUACACCAUCCAUACACGAUGAGCCUGUCCUGCCCUCAGAGGAGGAGGUGGGCUCUUCACCUACACCAUCCAUACAUGAUGAGCCUGUCCUGCCCUCAGAGGAGGAGGUGGGCUCUUCACCUACACCAUCCAUACACGAUGAGCCUGUCCUGCCCUCAGAGGAGGAGGUGGGCUCUUCACCUACACCAUCCAUACAUGAUGAGCCUGUCCUGCCCUCAGAGGAGGAGGUGGGCUCUUCACCUACACCAUCCAUACAUGAUGAGCCUGUCCUGCCCUCAGAGGAGGAGGUGGGCUCUUCACCUACACCAUCCAUACACGAUGAGCCUGUCCUGCCCUCAGAGGAGGAGGUGGGCUCUUCACCUACACCAUCCAUACACGAUGAGCCUGUCCUGCCCUCAGAGGAGGAGCCCCCAUUCCCCAGCCCAUGCAACCUGUCCCCAAUCCCCUGCACCCUGUCCACUGUCCCCAGCCCCCAUUCCCCAGCCCACUGUCCCCUCAACCUGUCCCCUAUCCCCUGCACCCUGUCCACUGUCCCCAGCCCCCAUUCCCCAGCCCACUGUCCCCUGCAAAUCCCCUGCACCCUGUCCACUGUCCCCAGCCCCCAUUCCCCAGCCCACUGUCCCCUGCAACCUGUCCCCUAUCCCCUGCACCCUGUCCACUGUCCCCAGCCCCCAUUCCCCAGCCCACUGUCCCCUGCAACCUGUCCCCUAUCCCCUGCACCCUGUCCACUGUCCCCAGCCCCCAUUCCCCAGCCCCUGUCACAACCUGUCCCCCACCCUGUCCACUGUCCCCAGCCCCCAUUCCCCAGCCCACUGUCCCCUGCAACCUGUCCCCUAUCCCCUGCACCCUGUCCACUGUCCCCAGCCCCCAUUCCCCAGCCCACUGUCCCCUGCAACCUGUCCCCUAUCCCCUGCACCCUGUCCACUGUCCCCAGCCCCCAUUCCCCAGCCCACUGUCCCCUGCAACCUGUCCCCUGUCCAUCCCCAGCCCCCAUUCCCCAGCCCACUGUCCACUGUCCCCAGCACCCCCACUGUCCCCAGCCCACUGUCCCCUGCAACCUGUCCCCUAUCCCCUGCACCCUGUCCACUGUCCCCAGCCCCCAUUCCCCAGCCCACUGUCCCCUGCAACCUGUCCCCUAUCCCCUGCACCCUGUCCACUGUCCCCAGCCCCCAUUCCCCAGCCCACUGUCCCCUGCAACCUGUCCCCUAUCCCCUGCACCCUGUCCACUGUCCCCAGCCCCCAUUCCCCAGCCCACUGUCCCCUGCAACCUGUCCCCUAUCCCCUGCACCCUGUCCACUGUCCCCAGCCCCCAUUCCCCAGCCCACUGUCCCCUGCAACCUGUCCCCUAUCCCCUGCACCCUGUCCACUGUCCCCAGCCCCCAUUCCCCAGCCCACUGUCCUCUGCAACCUGUCCCCUAUCCCCUGCACCCUGUCCACUGUCCCCAGCCCCCAUUCCCCAGCCCACUGUCCCCUGCAACCUGUCUCCUAUCCCCUGCACCCUGUCCACUGUCCCCAGCCCCCAUUCCCCAGCCCACUGUCCCCCAACCUGUCCCCAUCCCCUGCACCCUGUCCACUGUCCCCAGCCCCCAUUCCCCAGCCCACUGUCCCCUGCAACCUGUCCCCUAUCCCCUGCACCCUGUCCACUGUCCCCAGCCCCCAUUCCCCAGCCCACUGUCCUCUGCAACCUGUCCCCUAUCCCCUGCACCCUGUCCACUGUCCCCAGCCCCCAUUCCCCAGCCCACUGUCCUCUGCACCCUGUCACUUAA